This is a messenger RNA of Solanum lycopersicum (tomato), 3437 nucleotides long. Lineage: Eukaryota; Viridiplantae; Streptophyta; Magnoliopsida; Solanales; Solanaceae. The record is from RefSeq and is a predicted model, not a curated record.
AGGAAUAACCAACCUUAAUGAACGACAACAUGUCACAUGUGGCGGUAAUUCACAAAAUAUAUUUGUCUUGUAUCUGCUUUGGGGACUGGUGGACAGGAACCAUUAUAUUUGACAAAAUAAUGUGUUGAUUUCUUUGGCCAUCGCCCCAGAAAUUUUUUUCAUUUUUUUGGAACAAUGUUCUACAACCCGAUGAGCUAAUGUAGGGACUUCAAUUUUGAUCCUCAUUUUUCUCUCUAGCUUACCCUUUUCCCAAUCUAAGAGUUUUUAUUCCUCUAAUGGGUUUUGGGGGGACAUGGGUUGUGUGAGCUCCAAGCAGGCCAGAGCCCAUUCUCCGCCCCAACGAUGCAAUUCUUCUCUAACAACUCCUGUCAUUAUUAAUGCAGAACACAAUGUGCACCAUGUCAAGGCUGGAUUUGCUCCUCUUCAGAAGAUCAAAGAGGAACCCAAAAAGGAGAAGAAGGCUGAAUCAUUAAUCUCCUCUAAUUCUAAGGCUUCGAAAAAGGGGAAUUUGGAUAAAAAGGCUAAUUUUAGUAUCAAAUUUGGGAGGCUAAAUGAAGGAGAACAUUUGUCUGCAGGAUGGCCUGUUUGGCUAACCGCCGUUGCCUAUGAAGCUAUUGAGGGAUGGAUGCCCCUUAAAUCAGAUGCCUUUCAGAGAUUAGAAAAGGUCAUCCAGAAGGUGCUCAAAGAUAGGAAAAGCUGACGAAUUUAAGCUGUAGUUGUAGAUAUAAAAAGAAAGAUGAUUUGUCGAUGUUCCUUCACUAGUAUGAGUACUAGUUAAACAUUAUUGCUGAAACAUAUGUAGUUCCAUCUCGAACUGUUUAGUUUUAAGAAACUAAACUCUGAUUUUGAACUUUUCCCCUCACUUACAUUAUGUUAUCAGAAAGAGGGCCAGUUCCACAAUGAGAGCAUCAGGAGCUUCAAGAAAUUCAAGAAAGGUGCAAAAGUCGCUUCAAGAAUCGAGCAACUUUGGAAUAGUCUCAACAGAGGAGGCUGAAGCCAAUAUCCAUAACGGUCUUCGAAACAUUGGUGGUAGUGGCCAUAUUUCUAAAGGAAAAGGAGCUACUGUGGCAGGCAUAUCAAUGAAACCAUCUUAUGAUACAGUGUCAGAGGCUUCUCAGACGACCGAAGAAUCUCAAGGGGAAAGCAUCCGAUCUGUCCCUGCACAAACAACUUCAAGUGGCACUGCAUGGGCAAAAAUGAGAAAGCAAGAUUCUGCAGCCUCAAGACCCCAUCCACAGGCCAACUCAAAAAGUCAAAAGUUGAUUGCCUUUGACACAUCUAGUGUACUAAACUUAGCCAAUACCUUGUAUUUAAACAUGUCAGGUAAUAAUGACUUUACGAGCAGGAUCAAUAACGAUGCCAGAAGCUACAACAAUGAUGCAAAGCAUUCUAUUAGCAGGCAAUACAAUCAUCAUGAGCAACAAGAUUCUUUUGGAUCAUCUGAUAUACAGCAGUCACAGGAGAUGUCAGAGGUUCGUAUUCUUGAUCUACUAUACCUAGAAUUUAAUAGUAAGAAACUGAAACUUUUCUUUUCUGCUGUAACGCUAGCAUAGGAAGGCUUUUAUUUUUUUGGAGGAAAAUUGAUAAAAUUGACCCGUAAGCUAUUCUAUGGCUAAUUGAAACCGUUCCUCCGAACGUUUGAUAGUAGUCAGUUGUGCAAUGUUAAAUUGUGUGAACAAUUCAUUAAAAAGCUAAAACUGUUUAUGAACAAACUUUUAUUUUCAUAAUUUUGUCUUCAACAUACUGAAAAGAAAACAAAACUGUGCCUUCAACGUCUCCUCACGUGCGGGAUUGAUUCUUUUUCCGUGGGCCAAGUACAUGGAAAUUCUUUUUCGUAACAAGUGUCACUGAGACUUGAACCCCCAAGAUUUCUAUUUACACUAAUACCAUUUUAAGAUAUAAACUUGAGCUGAACUCAAAACCAAGUACUAGUUCUAAAAUUACUACAAUUAUCUGAGUAAUUGAUUACUAGAUACAAUCAGUUAAACUACAACUGAUUUAUUGCGUGAUUCAUAGAUUUACAGCCUUAAUUGCAUUUAGUGUCCCAUAUCGGUUAAUGGAAUGGGUCCCUAUAUAGUUUGGGACAGUCCUCACCAAAUGAUCAAGUUUUUAGAGUUGAGUUAGCUGCAAGGUCUAUUUUCUUUUCCCAUUCCUAUCGGUGAUUUACUCGAUGUUAGGCUCUCAUUCUUAUGUUGUCCAUGCUUCAAAUAUCCGGUACUAGGAGAGUGUAUUAACGGUCCAAAAUUUGUUGCGAAAAUGGGAUGUCAUCUCUUUAUAUAGUCUCGGACUAUCAUCUCCUCAUGAACGAGCUAAGUUUCAUUUAGGCUCGAACUUCAUUUUCUUUGCAUGGAGAUAUUAUUAUUGUUUUGCUUUGCAAGCUCUGUUGUCUGUGAAAAAUUAGAGCAAUGCCUAUGAUAAACACACAUCUGACACAUAAAGCGAUAGUAAAUGAUACAAGUGUACUGUAUUUUUAAUAUAUGCAAUGCUACAACCUAGAUGGUAAAGAGAGAGUAUUCAGAAAGAUGAGAGAUGUAAGGAUGAAGGUGUGUUUUAUUUAUGAGGAGAGCUCCUCUAUUUAUACACAAAAUUUACAGACUUUUGGCCAAAAGUGGCCGACACAUACUUUACACUUGGCCUCCCUAUAUUCGGCCAACACAAGAAAACAAAAUACUUACUAUUACUACUUUACAUAAUUGGCCGACAAACUUUUUACAUGAUUGGCCGACAAACUAUUUACUUUACGACUUUUAUACAAUUUGGCUUUUUAUAGCCGAUGCAACACGACAAAAAUAAAAGACUCUUACUUUAUACAUAUGGCUAAAUGGAGGGGAUGGAAGCGUAAAGAGAGAGUAUUCAGAAAGAUGAGAGAUGUAAGGAUGAAGGUGUGUUUUAUUUAUGAGGAGAGCUCCUCUAUUUAUACACAAAAUUUACAGACUUUUGGCCAAAAGUGGCCAACACAUACUUUACACUUGGCCUCCCUAUAUUCGGCCGACACAAGAAAACAAGAUACUUACUAUUACUACUUUACAUAAUUGGCCGACAAACUUUUUACAUGAUUGGCCGACAAACUAUUUACUUUACGACUUUUAUACAAUUUGGGUUUUUAUAGCCGACGCAACAUGACAAAAAUAAAAGACUCUUACUUUAUACAUAUGGCUGAUAUUUAGCCAACACUAGUAACUCUUAACUCUUUUUUUUUAUCCUAAAUCAACUGUAGGUAUCAUAUUGUCUUCUCCGUUGCAUUUGGAGCAUUUGUGGUCUGGAUAUUUGUUGUUGAUAAGUUUGCAAUACCUUACUAAUAAUUCUUCUAAAAUAAAUCCUUUCUUCAAAGCUCUCGUAGAUGAUUGUUCUUCUGGUUGUAAUAAUGACAAAAUCCAUCUUUGAACUUCGUCCAUAUCUGAUUUUCUUAAUUCUUUGGAGUUUGCAUAUAUCAUUAC